Molecule: messenger RNA, 1407 nt
Organism: Odocoileus virginianus texanus
Lineage: Eukaryota; Metazoa; Chordata; Mammalia; Artiodactyla; Cervidae
Source: RefSeq, a predicted model, not a curated record
AUGCAAGCCAAUCUGGAGAGAGCUGGUUGUCAAGCUGAUGUACGGGUCCUGCAGCUGCGGCUGUACCGCCAAGGGGGUGUAAACGCUACACAGACCCUCAUCAGACAUCUGCAAGAGCUGGAGAGAAGCAGAAGCAGAGGGACGGGAGUGUCAGUAGAUGCCCUGACCUCUGCUCUGCAGCUGUGGGCUGGAGAGAAGCCAGGCCCACGGAGAGCCCGACGGUCACCCUCCGUCAAAGACUGUGAGCAGGAGCAGGAGAAGAGUGUGCACAACGUAGUCCAGAUGUUGCCGGGAGUGGGGACCUUCUACAACCUGGGCACAGCAGUGUAUUAUGCUCUUCGGAACUGCUCGGACAUGGCCAAGGAACGAGGGCGAGAUGGGGUCAUAGAUCUGGGAUAUGACCUUCUGUUGGCCAUGGCUGGAACGUCAGGGGGACCCACAGGGCUACAGAUCGGCAUUGCACUUAAACCUGUGCUGAAGGCUGGGGUUCAGCGGCUGAUCCAGUAUUACUACGAGAGGGAGGCAAACACCCCUCCACCAGAGACCAGCGAGGAGGUCUUGGGGAGCACCUCAGAUAUGAGUGAAGUGGAAGAAACAACUAUCAUGGCCCCUUUCGUGUCAGAAGUAGUAAGUUCAAAUCCAUGCUGGGGGUGGACCUUAUUCAACAACUGUGGCUUAGAUCCUAGGUAUUGGAAUAUUAGGAUAUAAAAGAAGGUGGCAGGAGCCAACCGUUAGGCCUGAACCCUUUCACUGACAGAGGGCCUAGGUUCAAUCCCCGGUCAGGGAACUAACAUCAUGCAAGCCGUGCAGCACAGCCAAAAUAAACAAUAAUAAAAUAAAAAGAUAGUGACCUCUGACUAAAGAGAAUUCAAUCCAGUCCACUUAAUCCAGCAGAACUCUACUCUGAUUCCUUCCCUUCUAUAAACUGCAAUCCAUAACCAGAUCAGGAUAAGUGUUCUGAGAUUACAAAAAGGCAAAGAAAGAGGGGAAUGAGAAGAGCUAACGUUUUUCUGCUCACCUUUUGGCGAUGUGGCCAAAAAUAAAUAAGUAAAUAAUAAAAGAAGGUGGUAAACACUGAUUACUAGACCUAGUAUCCUGUAACUUGUAAUGUGUGUGUUCAAAAUCCAAAUCUCUGAUUUCUUAUCAAGGAGAAAAGCAGUACUGUAACAUGUAAGAAUUUUAAAGUUUCUGGUUUGGAAUCAGAGGAUUUGGCUUUGAAUCCAGGCUCCACUUGUUAGAGCUUCAGUGACCAUUGACCAGUAACUUAUUUCUCCAAACUCAGCUUUUUAAAAUUUCUAAAGUGAGGGUAAUGAUUUGCAUCUCAAGAGGUUUCGUGGAAAUUAGAAACGAUACGCUGUACUAAUGCUUAGCACCGUACCAACAAUAAAGCAGCUUUUGUCAUUGUUA